GCAUCAACACCGUUUGCCCCUACGAAAAAUCCCUGCUCUUAUUUCAAUUUACUAUUUCAAUUUCGUGGGCUUAAUUGCUCAUUGACAGACAUUGCAGGUAUUAUUGCAUGGAACGUUUCCCUGAGAUCUGAUGAAUGGAUUUACUUCUGGUCCAAAGUGGUACUUGAAUUCUUAUACAGAUACGUCCAAAACAACUGAGAUAAAGCGGAUUAUAUUUCUAAUAAAUGGGAAUAAUACUUUUCCUGGAAAAUUGAUUCUUAUUGAUACAAGAAGAUAUAGUGACUUACAACAGCUCAUAGAUCUUUUAAAUUCCAAACUCUCACACUUUAUUCGUAGGGGUCAGACGAUUCAAAGGAUUUUUACUCCACGCGGUCGAAACCGCGUGUAUACCACAUCAGAACUUAUAAGUGGGGAGUUUUACGUAUGUGCGGGAAGUGAGCCUUUUCAAAAGAUAGAUUAUCCUAACAAAAACCGAAAAAAAUAUACCAAGGAAGGUUAGUACUCUUUUAUUUGCACCUUGUAAAUUUAUUGCUUUUCUAUUGCUGUAGUAUACAUUCAUUGACGUUGGUAUUCCGAUCUGAAUAAUGUGUGUCCACUGUACAAAAUUACAGAACACCAUAUCACUGACUUUAAGUAGUUAUCCCCGAAGCCAAAAUAUGCCACAAUAGAUAUUCUACUGGCUUUCUUCCAAAUCUAAUAGAGUAGAAUAACAGAUAGUAUUGCUUCCAGUGCACACCAUGUGUUCUUUUAUGAUUAUAUGGUGGCUAUUACUGGUUUUUGAUACAUUUCCAGUUUGUACAGAUUCUUGAUUGGAUAGAGAGGGUUUUCAGAUUCAGAUUCAGAUGAUAAGGAUAGUAGGCUCUUGUGGCCUAUGCUAAUCCCCGCAAAAUGUAUCUCUGCAGAGAUUUAGCUUCUCUUUGAAAGCAUUCAUCGAUGGAGCUGAUACUAAUAAAUCAGAUAAAGAAUUACAAAUGAGUCAGCUGAGUGAAACAUAUUCAUUGCUUAAAAGACCAAAAGUGAGAGAAUUCUGUAAAUCGAAUCAACCUUCGAGACUAUCCUUAGGUGAUAUCAGUCAUCCUGGUGGUAAUGCUUACACAAACCUACACUUUAUUUCAUCGAUAAAACACAACUUGAAUUCAGACGCUGGUACUGGUAUAGCUAUCAAAUCAAAGAACAAUAAUGAAAGAGCUCAAGAGUUCUGUUAUAGUGACAACAAUAAAACAGUUAGUAAUGAACCAACAACGCAAAUAACAAAAUUACUACGUCUAUUACCCCGUGAUAAUCAGAAAUGUGCUGGACGCAAGAUAACAGUGGUACGCUGUAAUCCAGACGGUAAAGGAAGAACAAGUGUUACUGUUAUUAUGGUUCGUAGAGCUGUACAUACCCUGGGUCAAGUUAUGUGUGAACUAAGCGAAGCCUUCGGUGCACGUUGGCAUAAUGAUCCGAUCAGACAUUUAUAUUCACUAACUGGUCGUGAAAUAAGAUCUGUAAAUGAAUUGUUUCGUAAAGAGAAAGUUUUUAUUGCUUCUGGAAUUUAUAAAUUAUUUGGUAAUAUUCACUUUGAUCUUACUAAAAAUAGUAAUAAUAAUAAUUGCAUUUUUAACAACAUUAAUCACAAUAAUGACAACAACAACAACAGUACGAAUAACUACACUCAUCAACUUUUAAAUUACAAUAAUCAACAUUAUUACGGAUUACAUUCAAAUCAAGAUAAAAAUCAUAUUGCCGCAAAUAGUAUUAUGUAUUUAAAGCCAGAAGAUAUCCGAAUUAUCCUGUCUGAAUUUUGGCCUGAUCAUCCUGAUCCAUCCAGCGUAGUUUAUCAAUGGGAACGACGACUAAGAAAUCGUGGUAUAGGUGUUGUUAGCCAACAGUUUGAGACCGACAAAAAUCAGUUAUUUGAAACAUCGAAAUCAAAGCAAAUUGUGCCUUCAAAAGUAAAUAAUAAUAAUAACAAUAACAAUUCAAUUUCAAGUGUUAAAUACACAUCAAGUGAAUCAUUAUUGGAAAAUGAGAAAAAAGAUAGUGGCUUUGAUGAGUCAAACAAUAUUCUGCCUAAAAUUGAUGAAGAACAAUUUCUUCAAGGAGAAAAUUUCACUACACCGACAAAAAUUUCACUUAAUUUAACCAAAGACAGUCCAACUAAAUCACCAGUUAAGGCAGUGAAGAAUAUUAUUCCCACUCAAAUCCCUGGAUAUGGUAAAACAAACUUCCACUUACCACACUCAAAGAACCAUAACUCUCCUCUAUCUGUUGCACAAGAUGAUAAUUCAAGUCUCUUAGAAAAAAGUAUUGUUGAAUUAUCACUUCAUGAGAAAGUGAAUGCAACAUUAGGAGAAAAAUAUCAGAAUACUACUACUACUACAGAAAUAACUGGAUCCAUGUUGUUGACAAAACAAAAUAUUUCCAAAAACAAUGCUAAUUCAAUGAUUCAUUUAAAUUCAAUAGUCCCAUCUUUACCAUUCUGUCAUUCAAUAUAUCCACAGCAUCAUUUUAAGGGAUUACAACAACAAAAACUACAAUCUAACAAUCUUCAUCUAUCACUUUCAUCUUUUCCACUUCAGCAGCAACAAAUAAAAUGCCAACAGUUAAGAAAACCGGAUAGUUUAAGCAAAUUACUAUCAAAGUAUCAUAAUCGUUUACAAAUAGGUGAGAAAGUUCUUCAAAGUGUAGAACAGCGUCGUGAUGAAUUAGCUACUAAAGAGAAUCGACUACCAUUGGUCGAAACACAAGAUGAUACCUUAAGGAAAACUGAAACCCCAGAAAAAGUUCCUGUGAAGUCGAAUGAUUGUCAAACAAACAAAUUAUGUCAUCAAACUAUACCCACUACAAAUCUUACCACGGAUACUACGAAUAAUGAGAAAUUUGAAGGGGUCAGCACAACAGUUUUACAUAAUAUGAAAUCAAUAAAACAGCCUAAGCUAACAAAUCAGACAAUAAAAUCAAAACAUUUCAAUCUAAAUCAACAAAUUAAAGUUAAUCCAGUCAUUGCCAAUAACACUGACAAAAAUAAUAGAGGUGAUCCUACAGGCAUAAAUGGUAACAGACAAAUUGACAAGUAUAGCAAUGAAGUACCUUCACAAUCCGACCCAAAAUUAUUAUUAAAACAGAAUAUAAAGGUAAAUGAAAAUAACAAUAAUAAUAAUAAGGCAUGGAUUGAUAAAGAUCAAGAACAAAAAAUUGAUCAAGAAGAGAAAAAUCAUGCCACAUCACAUAACAUUCCUACUGUUAAUCAUACGCCUAAUCAUUAUCAGCAUCAUAGUGAAAACAAUCAAAUUGAGUUGAAAAAUAAACAAGCUUUUAAUGAAAUUUCAACUGCUGUACAAAAUACUCCUCAUAAUCUUCACGUGAACGAAAUAGAUUUAAGCAGAACUAAAUCAUUAUCCAAUGAUCACAAACUUGACAACGGAAAACAUGAGUCAUUUGAACAACUUCCAAAUAAAACCUUUGAUAAUGAAAAGAAUGAUGUUAAGCUGAAUGGUGAAGAAAAACAUCCUCAAACAGCCAUCACAAAUGACACUGUGCCUGUUGUUACACAAAAGCAAAUGAAAAAUGCAGCAAUUAGAGAUAAAAAUUAUGCUGCCGGUAUUACGACUAAUUCUAGUUCUCCUAUAAAGUCAUUGAAUGCUAAUGAUGCAACGAAAAAUAAAUUGAUGGCCAACUGCUCUACAGUCAAUGUUAUUAAGAAAUCGGAUCGUGACGAGACAAAGUCCCUGUAUGCAUCUAUUGGAGUAACAUAUGUUCCAGACCCUGAAUUUUUAUCCAAACGUUAUCAUAUUGGACGUAAAUUAGGUGAUGGAAAUUUUGCUAUAGUUAAGUUGGGCAAACGACGUGAUACAAAUGAUCAGUAUGCUGUGAAAAUAAUUGAUAAAAAUAAGAUCACUGGUAAAGAGGCAAUGCUGUUAAAUGAAAUCAGUAUAUUACAUCAUUGUAGUCAUCCAAAUAUUGUUCGUUUAUAUGAAGAAUUUGAAACUUCAAAUGAAAUAUGGCUUGUAAUGGAAUUUGUUAAAGAUGGAGAUUUAUUUGAUGGAAUUACUCAGGCAACAAAGUUUACAGAACCAGUAGCAGCUGGAAUAGUUUCAGAUCUAGCUAAUGCAUUAUUUUAUUUACAUUGUCGGUCAAUUGUUCAUCGAGAUCUGAAACCAGAAAACGUCCUGUUGCUACGUCAAAAGAAUGGUCAGAUACGCGUAAAACUAGCUGACUUCGGAUUGGCAAUUGUUGUAAAACGAAAUAUGUUCACUGUAUGCGGAACUCCAACAUAUAUUGCCCCUGAGAUUCUACAAGAAUCAGGUUAUGGUUUAGAAGUAGAUAUGUGGGCAUUGGGAAUUAUAACUUAUAUUAUGUUGUGUGGAUUUGCUCCAUUUCGUAGUCCUAAUCGAAGACAAUCAAUGUUAUUUGAAAGUAUCAAGCGUGGUCAAUUUGUAUUUCUUAGCCCAUAUUGGGAUAAUAUAUCUUCAUGCGCUAAAGAUCUGAUCACUGCCUUACUAGUCGUAACGCCAAAGUCUAGACUAACAGCUCGAGAAACCUUGAUUCAUCCAUGGGUAUUUGGUUUAGGUUCACCUAGUUCAUCUGAAGAAUUCGAGAAACGUCGACUAGACUACCAAAAGGAGUUGGAACAAAUACAACAUACAACUAAACAAUCAAACAUUGAAAAAAUCACAGGCAAUUUAAUCAAUAACUACCAUACUACUAAUAAAAGUAACACUAAUGAAAGUAACAUUAAUGCUAUUAAAAAGGUAGAAUUACCAAAGGUUGUGAAAAUGAAUGGCGUACAAGAUUAAAUCAUUUAAUUAGUUUGAAUUAUUUUCAUACUAAAUGUGAUCUCACACACACUCCCACCCAACUACUUAAAAAGCAUAUGCUGGCGACGAUCUCAGCCUACUUUGUAAUUCUGAGGACAUCAAAAGCAUUUAUCACUGUUAUUACAACAAAAAAAGAAAUAACUGUUUGCCGCUUUUUAUUUUUCUCAAAUGUUUCUACUCAGAUACAUUGGAGUCGGGUAAAUAAAUGUUUGUAGAUUUUCACAAAUAUUUCAAAGGACAAAACAAAAACAAAACAACUUCUUUUUCUUUCUCACUAUCUUCCAACCAUCUUUUUUUCUAUUCAUGUUUUAUUUUACCAUGUCUUUCAUUGGUUAUUCAAUACACAUAGAUUGUUUUUACGCUUAGAGAAAGAGAGAGAUAGAAAGUAUCAGUUAAUCUACAAAGAUAUCCUUCCUAUUUUCUUUUAUUUAAAUAAUUAAAUUCUAACUUAAAGAGAGAAGAAACACAGAGUCUAUGUAAAUGACAUCAAAACAAUUCAAUGUGUGCUUCCUUUCACUUCUAUUGUAUUCAUAAUGUUGAAGUAAUUUUACCUAUUGAAUCAUGUAAUUAUAUUUAUACUGGGUUUUUUUUUUCAAUGCCAUAUAUAUAUAUAUACACACAAUCAUUUGUAAUAAUCAUGUUCAGGUGUCUUCUUUUGUUAUGAAUGCUACUCUUCUUUGAUUUUACUUCUUGAUUUCGCUGAUUUCAGAUUAUUAUGUAUGAUCAAAGUGAUUUUGAAUUUAUCACAGUGUAUGUUUGUACUUUAUCAUUUCACUUUAUAAUUUUCAGGAGUUAUUAUCAUUUUCAAAUCAGAUUAUUUGAAGAAGUGUAAACAAUUAAAUGCUGAGAUAAUAUGGAGAAUUAUUAUUAUUCUCUUGGGUUUCAAGUAGAACAUUAGGCUUUAACAACACAUCUUUACUU
Trichobilharzia szidati is the source of this 5720-nucleotide messenger RNA. The record is from the annotation of a GenBank genome assembly. NCBI's taxonomy places the organism in Eukaryota, Metazoa, Platyhelminthes, Trematoda, Strigeidida, Schistosomatidae.